Molecule: messenger RNA, 840 nt
Organism: Aspergillus pseudonomiae
Lineage: Eukaryota; Fungi; Ascomycota; Eurotiomycetes; Eurotiales; Aspergillaceae
Product: protein PET117
Exons: 3
Coding region: 147-416 (89 amino acids)
Biological process (GO): mitochondrial respiratory chain complex IV assembly
Cellular component (GO): mitochondrion
Source: RefSeq, a predicted model, not a curated record
GGUCUGUAUUCUGCCAUUUAUCACCGCCAUGGUGAUAGUGGCCGAUAAUCCGCUGCAGGUUCUGGAUCAUGCCAGAGUUCUUUGGAUCUGUGGUGUCUGCUAAUUAUUUUUCCUAAUCCAAUAUUCACAAUCGGAAACAUAUCAAGAUGUCCCGAGCAUCUAAGCUGACAUUGGCUGCUACCGGCUUGGGUACGGCGGGAAUUAUCUACUUCGUUCACUGGGCACAAGAACAAGAGAAAGCUUCCAUGCAUAAGGGUGUUGAGCGAGAUAUGGAGAAGCAGCGCAUUCGACAAGAACGGCAGGCCGAGUUUGAGAUUCAACGAAGACUUGAAGAAGAAUAUAGGCAGCUUCAAACUGUCUCCCCGAGCAUAGAAGAUCAGAGUGGAGGCAAAGCGAAACAGGGGAGAGGGACAUAAUAUUCAAAAUCAUUGAAACCGUGUUAGAUUGAGUUGGAUGUUAUGCUCUACGCUAUAGACUAUCAUCUGUGAUAGAUGACUGGCUCCUGUAUAAUAUACCCGAAUGUACAGUACAUGAUAUAGAAUCCCUGCUCCGACGCACGCACUCACUUUUACAUUGUCAUAAGGAUGACUUUGGAUCUCUUGGACGCACCUGUAUGACCUUCUUAUGUAGCUGCAGUUUAGCACCACAACUAUCGAUUGGAUGUGGCGGAGAGUAGAUGAAAGACCAUGCCAUGGAUCUUAUCAUCGGGAAUCUAGAAACUUCUUAAAGCAGACACCAUAGUCUGUUUUCCUGUUCUCUACCUUUUUCUCCAGAUCGCCUAGCAUGCUCACAGUUUGCUCUAAAAAAUAUCUAUAGGGAAUUGUCCAGGGUAUAUAUAGA